AUGCGGAUUUCUCUGUGUUUGAUGCAGAUGGCGAACUUUCUGCAACAAAGACAACCUUUUUCAAGAACACGUUCAUCGUGACGGGUCAGUGGGAUGGAUGGAAUAUCAUUUUGCUGCCUUCUUCUACACUUCGACUAUGUCUGAGAUGCGAUGGUGUCGUCGCCAAUUCCUUCUUUUCCAACUCUUUACGAUCGCUCUCAGUCUGUCAACCCCAUCGUAGAAACACUGUUUCGGAUGAUUUUCUCCCUCUGGAUGUCGACCUCAACCACUGGCCAUCACUUCAACGAAUCUCUCUUUAUGGCAGAGCCGUGGUGUGGAGCAAAUUCUCAUUGGUUUUCCUCGGAUAUGUGGGAAUUUUUAGGGAAGACACCAAGCUUAGAAGAAAUGGUCUGUUUACUUCUUUUAUUAAGGAUCUUGCCUGCUACCCUGAUUCCUAUCCAUCUUUGGAGGAAAUUGGGCUCG
This is a messenger RNA of Acaulospora colombiana, 462 nucleotides long. The record is from the annotation of a GenBank genome assembly. NCBI's taxonomy places the organism in Eukaryota, Fungi, Glomeromycota, Glomeromycetes, Diversisporales, Acaulosporaceae.